Bombus terrestris (buff-tailed bumblebee) is the source of this 3494-nucleotide messenger RNA. RefSeq names its product ubiquitin-conjugating enzyme E2Q-like protein CG4502. The record is from RefSeq and is a predicted model, not a curated record. The transcript has 5 exons. The coding region runs from base 693 to 1481 and encodes 262 amino acids. Lineage: Eukaryota; Metazoa; Arthropoda; Insecta; Hymenoptera; Apidae.
AUAGGCGAUAAGAAAGAUUAAAAGCGAUAAUAAUAAAAUAAAAUGUGUAAAAGACAGGACAGUAAAAUGUUCGGAUAGGCUGGAAAAUGUUGUAAAAUCGUAAUUAAAACAGACUCGACGAUCGGAGCUAACGAUAUAUAUAUAUAUAUAUAUAUAGUUGACAGAGUUGCUUUUCUCGCGAUUUAUCUCGUAAAUUUUAAGAUAAGUUUUAACUUUUAACGUAACAUUUGAAAAUUCGAAAGUCGGUAAUAAGGUGUUGGUCUGGAUGAGGUUAAGGAACGGCCCUGGGCAUGGUCGCUAGCAACCCUUCCGAACUACGCGCCCGGCCAGUUUCAACGAGGGUGGAGACUGCGCCGUGUUUCGUUGUCGUCUACCUAUUACGUCCGUGCGUGCUCUCGAGACGAACGCAUCGCGCCUCUUCUCUCCGUUAUUUAUAUACGACGGACGCGUUGGUGGCCGAUGUUUAACGAUGACUCGGAAACGGUCGUCCAAACGGAAUAACCGCUGAUCGUAAAGGGAGAAAAGGGGAGACGUCAGAGAAUCGAGAGAUUUCACAUUCUUCGCGUAAAUCUACUAAUUACAGUUUGCAGUUUGAAGUUUUCCAAAAGCUUCGAGUAGAUCUAAUGGUAGAAAUUGAACAAACAGAAAAUUACGAUUAUAAAUAAAUAGCGUAUCGUAAAGCUGGCAGAAGCAUGUCUACGAGAUCGAAGGAGAAAGUGGUGGCUGCUUUUCGAAAAUUCUUUCGACCCUCGGAGAAGAUCUCGGAGCAAGACGGAGCAAGCAGUUCGACGAGUUCUCCGUCCAGGAGGCUUCUGAGCCGACAUCAUCGCCCGGAUGCGGUCACUCCUACCGAUGCCACAUUGUCCGACAAUGCCGGCGCUAGCAAUUCUAAUCACGCGACUUGUUUCUUCAAGUCAAAAAAAUCUACCGCUAAUUCCACGCAGGGAACGGUUGCGAUGCCGGAUAAGAGAGUUCGUUUACGUCGCUUGAUGAAGGAACUGAGCGAAAUUCAGAGGACGCAGAAUCGACUCGAGUCAACGUUCACCGCGGAGUUGGUGAACGACAAUUUGUUCGAGUGGCACGUGAGACUGCACAAGAUCGAUCCGGAAAGUGAACUGGCCGCGGACAUGAGGGAGCUCGAUAUACCUUACAUACUUUUGCACGUGGUGUUUCCUGAGAAUUUCCCGUUCGCUCCGCCUUUUAUGCGCGUUAUUUCGCCAAGAAUCGAGAAAGGCUUCGUUAUGGAAGGCGGUGCGAUCUGUAUGGAGCUUCUCACGCCCAGAGGAUGGGCCAGUGCGUACACGAUCGAAGCUGUUAUCACGCAAUUCGCGGCCAGCAUCGUUAAAGGCCAGGGCCGCGUAGCGAGAAAACCAAAGACCAGCAAAGAAUUUAACAGACGUUCCGCCGAAGAAUCCUUCAGAAGUCUAGUAAAAACGCACGAGAAGUAUGGUUGGGUUACGCCGCCGCUUACAGAAGGAUAACUCUGCAGAGUUCCUUCCGAAGGAACGUAAGACUUUGUUGUUAUUUAAGAAUUCAUGCUCGCGAUCAACAGGUUUCGGAUGUGACUUCGGUUUGUAUCAUUACGGGAAAUAUUCGAUAAUCGCGCAAAGAUCCGGCCUCCAGUUUUGUCAAUUGCGCGCACGUGAAAACGAUCCUCUUCCUAGAUCGGAGAAAAUUGGAAAACUGAGAUUUUAGACGUGCCAAAUUUUUCACUCGUGAUCGAUGAAACCUGUUUUUACCAACAGCUUUGUCACAUUUUUCCGAUUAGAACGACACCGAAUACCAUGUUAUUUCGAGCAUAUUUGUUUACUUAGCAAACGAUAAUUAAUCACAUAUCAAGUAGCAAAUGUAAUUCGAAUUACAUCGCGUGAUUGGCUCAUGGUGAAUUCGUACAAUCGUUCCGUUCUCUUCGAGUUCCAUCAUCAUCUUUUUAAUACCUUGUAAAGCGCGACAUUUUUUCAUCUUUUCUUUUUCCCCACGCGUAUAACCGUUCAUCUCGCUUGUAAUAUCUCGUCCGAGAUAUUACACACUCUGUUUCUGCUUACGAUCGUGUCGUUCCGUGUCAGCGUAUACAUCGCUAUCGAACGUCGGUCGUCUGGCUCGAUCGAAACGGUUCGAUCGAAAGUAUCGAGCCAAACCCGAUACAUCGACGAUAAAUACAUCGCUUUUAAUCGAGUUACGAAUUAUAACGGGCGUUUCUUGUAUUCCUGCAGCCUCGCAUAUGCCCUAUUUUCUUUUUUUUUUUUUUUUGCAAACGAAAGAAUAAUCGGCCGGCAUCCAAUACCGAUUCGUGUACGCUGCCACGGACGUAUAAUUACAAAUAGAAAUACAUUGCAGCGAUACCUUACGAUAUCUCGGAAAUAAAGCGACACCUAAACGGUUAUAUAUACGGAGAGGACGGAUCGGUUCUACGAGUUCGUCGCGCUCGUUUUAAUCAGAAACAUCUAUCAAAUACGUUGGUAAAACUUUUAUUAAGAAAUGGCGAAAAACGAUAAAGUUUCGACUUUAAAUUGGUAUAGAAUUAGUAGUGAGUACGGACGAGGACCGUGCGUCAUUCUGUACGCUUAUCGAAUGCUUUCUGUACUUCCUUUUCCCGGAAACGAUGUAACCGCGUUAUAAUCGCAUUAAAUGUUGCUUUUAUAAAUGACAGGUAACGUAACACGUAGUUGAAAAAGGAAGGUGGAAAUCAAGAAUUUGUUAAUUCGGUCGAAACGAUUAUGAUAAAGCUCGAGAUUUAGUUACGAAAACGUUAUUUUACCAAUUCCAUGUUGAAUGGAUUAUCGGUAAAACUAUCACGAUCCUACUACGAGUAAUAAACACAACCUAGUGAUAAAUAUUUUAUAACUUUUACGUGGGUAUCUAAAUAUAUUUACAAAUAUUUUUGUUAACUUGUUACCAAAAAAUGUCUUUCAUCCAGCGAAUUAGUUUCGUUCCAUUAAAACGCAUUAAAACGCAUUAAAAGAAUAAGAAUUUCGCGGUAUAGAAGGAACGUGACGUUCGUUACAACGAUCGAGUAGUCUCUCGAUUCUGUAUUUCUUUGUUUCAACUCUUAUUGACUUGGGCAUACGAUGCUACAAACACGUGCAUACAUUUUUAUAUCGCGCCGAUUAACAUUUGUAAAAAAAAAAAAGAAAAAAAAAGCGUAGCGUUAAGUUUAGCUUUUAUCAUGCUAGCCAAUUUCCAAACAUACUUCAUAGCACUGUAUAAUAUAAUUUUCAGUAUUCUGAAAUUGACAACAUUAUUCUAUAUAUGCAUAUGAAUGCGCGAAACAUUCUAUACUAAUUGUAAAUCGACUCAAAUAUAUACAUCGUCCAAUUGUAUUUACUCGAUACUGUUGUCUCUAUGAUCGAUCGUGAAAUGAAAAUGAGCGAAAGAUAUUCGGUUAAAAGAUUAUAUCCAGUUUGUUAUUCGAUCGAAAACAUCGGUAACGAUUAGCAUUGUUUAUCUAGCAUUGCGGCUAGAAAAUGAUUAAAUAAAAAGAUUUGUUACAUCGA